Protopolystoma xenopodis is the source of this 339-nucleotide messenger RNA. The record is from the annotation of a GenBank genome assembly. Lineage: Eukaryota; Metazoa; Platyhelminthes; Monogenea; Polystomatidea; Polystomatidae.
CAACGGGAGCAAGCCAGCAAUUUUCAACCCAGUAGAAAAGGUACCGAUGGUCUUCUCCACUCCACUCGCGCCACUGAUCGAGAGGACAAAAGGUUCACUAUUUCGGUAAAAAGGCUUUUGAGAAUUCAUCCAACAGCCGCAUUCCAGGUGAGCAACGAGAAGUCCCAAUGUGCUCCAACUACCCUCGCCCCCACACUCCAAAAAGGGAGUGCCGAUCAGGCUCGUUGCAAGCAUGCGGCGUCACAAGUUAAAUUUGGCUUUAUUGCAGUCGUUUACGACCUGAGUCCAGACAUAAAUCAAAAACUGCAACGAAGGCCAAAGUCACAGCGCCUAAAGUGA